Messenger RNA from Mangifera indica (mango), 1185 nucleotides. RefSeq names its product peptidyl-prolyl cis-trans isomerase-like. Lineage: Eukaryota; Viridiplantae; Streptophyta; Magnoliopsida; Sapindales; Anacardiaceae. The transcript is spliced from 7 exons. The record is from RefSeq and is a predicted model, not a curated record. Gene Ontology annotation, molecular function: peptidyl-prolyl cis-trans isomerase activity. Gene Ontology annotation, biological process: protein folding; protein peptidyl-prolyl isomerization. Bases 109 to 909 code for a protein of 266 amino acids.
UAUAUCUAUAUAAAGCGAACGUAACGCCGCUUUCCCCCUUUGUUUUACCAAGUUUUUAUCCAAAACCAAAGCCUUCUAGAACACUUAUCUGAAAACAGAACCUCUGUUAUGGCUUCCACCUUCUGUAUGCAAACGCUGCACAACACUGCCCUCAUUUUCCAGGGCAGUUAUAACCAAGAUGUCUCAAAUGUGAGAAUGCCACAUAUGAUGUGCACCAGCACAAAUUCACAGUCGCGCUAUGCCCCAGCUUUGAUUCUGAGUUCUUCAGGAAGAGCAUUGACAUCAAGAUUGCACUAUGCAUCAAGCUUUCCUGCAAUGCAGCUUUCUAAAGCUCCUUCUGUUAAGUGCCAGAGAAUGAUGUGUGUCAAUGCAAUGGCAGAAGAUUUAGAGCUGCAAGCGAAAGUGACAACUAAGUGCUUCUUCGAUGUAGACAUUGGAGGUGAACCUGCUGGUAGGAUUGUAAUGGGCCUUUUUGGAGAUGUUGUUCCAAAAACUGUUGAGAACUUCCGUGCUUUGUGCACAGGAGAAAAAGGAUAUGGUUACAAAGGUUGUUCCUUCCACCGAAUCAUCAAAGAUUUCAUGAUUCAGGGAGGAGACUUCACAGAAGGAGAUGGAACUGGAGGGAAAAGUAUCUAUGUUUCCAGUUUUGAAGAUGAGAGCUUUGCCUUAAAACAUACUGGACCUGGAGUGUUGAGUAUGGCCAAUGCAGGUCCUAAUACUAAUGGAAGCCAAUUUUUCAUUUGCACUGUGAAGACACCAUGGUUGGAUAACCGGCAUGUUGUGUUUGGAGAAGUUAUUGAUGGAAUGGAUGUUGUUUGUAAACUUGAAUCUCAAGAGACAAGCAGGUCAGACUACCCUCGGCAGCCAUGCAGAAUUGUCAACUGUGGUGAGCUACCAAUAGAUGGUUGAUCAGCCUGCUUCUUUAUCAGGCCGACAUCCAAUGAAUAAAUUUUUUAUCUUUAUAAAGAAAAAAAUUCACCAUUUCUUUGCCGGGCAUGGACUUCUAGUGCAGUUUUGCAUCUAAAGCUUCGCCCAUUUUUGUUGGGGGCAUGUCCUACGGUACUCUUGAGACUUAUCAUAUAGGUGAAUUAUUGUUAGAUUGAAUGCAUAUGCACAAACUCUGACUGUAUUACAUUUUGAUUUAACAGACUCUUACUAUAGCAAUUUCAAACUUGUUUUUUUUUU